AUGGUUGACUUCUCUGGUGUUUCUCUUGAAGGAAAAACUGCCGUCGUCACUGGUUCCUCCCGGGGCAUCGGUGCCGGUAUUGCCCUCCAGCUCGCUAAACGUGGUGCCAACGUUGUUGUCAACUAUGUCUCCGAGGACAGCCAAGAGCGCGCAGAGGAGGUUGUCAAGCAAAUUCAGAAAAUUGGAACAAAGGCAAUCCUAUGCCAAGCUAGUCUGAUUAAUAUCCUGGAUAGUCCCCGCCUUGUCGAAGCGGCCUUGCAGAUUAGUAAGGAUGGAAAGAUUGAUAUUCUUAUUCAUAAUGCAGCGCUUGGCAAUGAAGCCGACUUGAAGGAUGUUGACGUGGAAAUGUACAACUCUCACUUCGACUGCAACGUCCGCGGCCCUAUCUUUCUCACUCAGGCCGCUCUCCCUUAUCUUCCCCGGGGUGGCCGUAUUGUUUUCAUUUCAUCAGCUGCUGCCCGUCUUGGAGUUGCUGGUCAGACUGUAUAUGCAGCAACCAAGGCUGCCAAUGAAGCAUUGGUUCGCGUGUGGGCAAAAGAGCUCGGUCACUCCCACGGUAUCACUGUGAACUGCGUCAACCCUGGCCCCGUUGCUACUGGUAUUCUAGACCAAUGGUUCCAGAGUGACGAGCAGUUCCUGAAAGACAUGCAGCCUAUGAUCGAGGCUACCCCGGCUGCUCCUCGUGUGGGCGAGGUUGAAGAUAUCGCUCCCCUGGUUGCUUUCUUGUGCACUGAAGAUUCUAAGUGGACAACUGGUUCCGUUUUGUCGGCGAAUGGUGGCCUCUACAAUUAA
Penicillium manginii is the source of this 792-nucleotide messenger RNA. Its product is annotated as SDR family NAD(P)-dependent oxidoreductase. The transcript has 4 exons. The record is from RefSeq and is a predicted model, not a curated record. Bases 1 to 792 code for a protein of 263 amino acids. NCBI's taxonomy places the organism in Eukaryota, Fungi, Ascomycota, Eurotiomycetes, Eurotiales, Aspergillaceae.